AUGAUUGGAGGCUCAUCUAAAGAAGGCAUGGAAGCAAACAAUUUGGUUAAUGGAAAUUUCAUUUUUCUCAUUAUUUGCAAAGCUGCCCAGCUAGAGGGCCGAGAGCAGAUCCCUCCGAGGGCUGGCCCUUGGGAAGGCGCCUUCAGCAGUGGGACCAGGCAGGUCACCAUAACCGAGAACUGCACAUCCGCCCCUGCAGCCAAGCCCAAGCGCGCCAAACCCUCUAAGAAGUCCACAGACCACCCCAAGUAUUCCGACAUGAUCGUGGCUGCCAUCCAGGCCGAGAAGAACCAUGCUGGCUCCUUGCACCAGUCCAUCCAGAGCCAGUACAUCAAGAGCCACUACAAGGUGGGGGAGAAUGCCGACUCCCAGAUCAAGUUGUCCAUCAAGCGCCUGGUAACCACCGGGGUCCUCAAGCAAACCAAAGGGGUGGGUGCCACUGGGUCCUUCCAGCUGGCCAAGAGCAAUGAGCCCAAGAGGGCAGUGGCCUUCAAGAAGACCAAGAAGGAGGUCAAGAAGGUGGCCACACCAAAGAAGGCAGCCAAGCCCAAGAAGGCUGCCUCCAAAGACCCAAGCAAGAAACCUAAAGCCACCCCAGUCAAGAAGGCCAAGAAGAAGGCGGCUGCCACACCCAAGAAAACAAAAAAAACCAAGGUUGUCAAGGCCAAGCCAGUCAAGGCAUCCAAGCCCAAGAAGGCCAAACCGGUGAAGCCCAAAGCCAAGUCCAGUGCCAAGAGGGCUGGCAAGAAGAAGUGAGGAGGAAGCCUUUUCUUACGGACACUCCACUCUCUCACUCUGUAAAUACUUUUUUCCUUUCUUCCUUGAUUCUUUGCAACCCUUUGCCCCGUUUGUUCUGACUUUGUAAGAGACAGACUUUGAAUUCCUCGGAGAUUGUGGAAUAAUUGCUUUUUCCUUCCAGUUGUGCAAGGACCGCAACAACAAAUCUCAUCUCUGUAACGAUGAGGAUGUACUUAAAUUUCGUUUUGUUGAUUCGCUAUUAAUCUUAAUGGGGUUCGGGUUUGGGUGGGGUGUGUGUUGUGUUAGGGGGGUUGCUAUGAGGGUAGAUGGGGAUGGAGAGAACAGGCUCAGCAGUUUGUCCUCCUAAAGGAGAGGGAGCCCAGGAAUUUAUUGUAAAGGUCUGUAGGAGUGUCUUUAA
Octodon degus (degu) is the source of this 1156-nucleotide messenger RNA. Its product is annotated as histone H1.0-like. Gene Ontology annotation, molecular function: structural constituent of chromatin; nucleosomal DNA binding; double-stranded DNA binding. The transcript has 3 exons. Gene Ontology annotation, biological process: negative regulation of DNA recombination; nucleosome assembly; chromosome condensation. Gene Ontology annotation, cellular component: nucleus; nucleosome. The record is from RefSeq and is a predicted model, not a curated record. NCBI's taxonomy places the organism in Eukaryota, Metazoa, Chordata, Mammalia, Rodentia, Octodontidae. Bases 1 to 756 code for a protein of 251 amino acids.